AACAGUGUCGUGUUUAUUGACAGCUAGGGAUCCAGUCCUUCUGUCAAACGUGCAAACCGGUAGGGGAGGGAUCUGUUGCAAGGUGCAACAACAGGUGUUCGAUAUGUUACCAUAUGGUUAGGUAAUUGUUACUAAAACUGAUAAUAAAUGCACUGCAAGUUAAUUGUUGAAUGGAAUGUGGUAAAAUCGAAUGUCACGGCAAGGAUUUCCGAAAGUAUUUGCUAGAGAUUAUAAAAUCUUGCCAACAUGUGCCCCUCUGAUAUGGAGUCAGCUGCAGGACCAUCAAAUGAAAGUCCAACAGAACGGACAGCAAUACGCUCUUUUAUACAAGAGCAACAUGACCAGCGGACUGAGGCCACGUGGCGCUGGACAUAUGGACUGCCUCGUAGGUACUUUGUUGCACUCAUGGCUUUCCUUGGUUUCUGCAAUGUUUAUGCUCUAAGAGUCAACAUGAGUGUAGCCAUAGUGGCCAUGUCUUCCAACAGAACAUCUGUGGAUCAGAAUGGAACAAUAACAUAUAGCCAAGAGUUCCCCUGGGACAGUGAAAUGCAAGGUCUUGUACUUGGAUCUUUCUUCUAUGGGUAUAUAGUGACCCAGCUACCAGGAGGAUGGCUAGCAACACGCAUCGGUGGUAAAAGACUUUUUGGGCUUGGACUUGCUGCUACUUCAUUCAUCACUCUCUUAACUCCUGCACUUGCACGUGGGAGUGUGUACCUACUUGUUCUUGGGAGAGUUAUUGAAGGUUUGUUUGAGGGUGUGACUUAUCCAUCAAUACAUGCAGUAUGGGCACGUUGGGCUCCCCCACUGGAACGUAGUCGCCUGGCAACUAUAGCCUUCUCUGGAAGCUAUUUUGGGACUGUCAUUGCAAUGCCAGCAGCUGGAGUCCUUGCCGAUCAUGUGGGAUGGCCAUCGAUCUUCUAUAUUUUUGGUUUGGUGGGUCUAUGUUGGUGCAUUGCAUGGGGUGCCUUUGUAACUGAGACACCACAGCAGGACAGAAGGAUUACUGAUGAAGAACUUGAUUACAUUCGGUCUUCUGUUGGCCCUCAGGCCAACCACAUAAAGGUGGACAUGGUGGUACCAUGGAAGCGUUUCCUGACAUCAUUACCAGUAUGGGCAAUAAUGAUUGCCCAUUUCAGUGAAAACUGGGGUUUCUACACACUACUUACAGAACUUCCAACCUUCAUGAAAGAGCAGCUGGGUUUUGAUCUACAGUCUGCUGGUCUCCUGGGAUCACUACCAUACUUGGUCAUGGGCACUGUCGUGCAAGGUGGGGGCUGCCUCGCCGAUUGGCUGCGAGCAGGUGGUCAGCUGACAACCACACAAGUACGCAAGCUGCUUAACUGCGGUGCGUUCUCAUGCCAAACGCUUUUCCUGGUGGCUGCUGCACAUGCCACAACUCCUGCUACUGUUGUUGCCUGCCUCACUGGUGCUGUAGGAUUUGGUGGAUUUGCUUGGGCUGGAUUUAGUGUGAAUCACCUUGACUUGGCACCACAGUUUGCAAGCAUUUUGAUGGGAAUGAGCAAUACUGUUGCCACUUUGCCAGGGAUGAUCAGCCCACUCCUCACAGGAACCCUGGUUCAGCAUAAGACACAACAAGAAUGGCAGUCAGUAUUCCACAUAGCAGCUGCUGUGUAUCUCCUUGGUGCUCUUUUUUAUGGCUUGUUUGCCUCUGGAGAACGGCAACGAUGGGCAGAAGAGCAGGAAACAAUUGCACUGUGUCCUGAUGGAGAUGAGCGUUCCCAUGCGUCGACAGAGGACUUGCCAUUUGGCACAGGGUCCUGCCAAUAAUGGAUAACAUUUGUGGGAUGGAUACAAGCUCCUGCAGUUGCACACACAGUAAUCUCAUACGGAUUAACCACACUUUCAGUUUUUCACAUCUGAAGCAAAUGAAACAUGGUGUUGUUUCAUAGUUAGUAUUGCGUUAUAUUUUAUUCAUGGUGUCAGCAAGCAGCCCACUGUCUGGCAUCAUGAAGAAAUACAGCUAUUAAAAGCCUAAAUACUGAUAAGUUCAAAAUAAAUAAGCUGCUUGCACAUAAUAUAGCUUCCUGGAAAAAAAAAAAAAAAUUUAAAUACGAUGUAGUUGAUCAUGACUUGCAAGUGAUCAAUAUUUUAAGAACUAAUGAUUUUCGUCAGAAAUGUUUCCUUCCAACAAUCUUCCAGUCAUAUAUUAUCCUACUUAAUAACAUUUAAAUUAUAAGAACAAGCUGAACCAUGAGCAGUGACAUAAUGGGUCCAGAUAAUCAUGUAUUUUUAACAUACAUUAAUCUCACUCUGGAAGUCUUUCUUCAAAAUCUUUUAGAUUUAAUCCACCAGAAAUACUUGUAGAAUCUCAUUUUCUUGAAACAAUAUGCCACAUCUAUCGUGGCUAAAAAUGAAGCAAAAGGACAAUGGAGUUGGUAUGAUCAUUCAGACAUUGUCAGUUGCUAGCAUAUUGUUACAAUAAAAAUGGUCAUAAGAAAAAUAAUCACCAGUUGCCUUGUAGAUGUAAUCUGAAGUAGGAACAUUAUAAAGGACAUAACUCAUUUCCUUUCCUCUUUUGGUCUUUCCAUCUCCAGUGACCUCAUGUUCUGGAGGACUGCAGUUCAAAUCCCUGUUGAAACAUCCAUGUGCAGGUUCUCUGCGGUUUUUCUUAAUUAUGUAAGGCAAAUGUUUAGAUGUUUCCUUUGCAAAUGACAAAGCUAGUUUUUCUCCAAUCCAUCUGCAGCUCAUGAUCUAGUGGCUAGUGUUGCUGUCUCUGGAUCACGGGGUUCCGGGUUCGAUUCCCAGUCAGGUUGGGGGUUUUCUCUGCCCAGGGACUGGUUGUUUGUGUUGUCCUCAUCAUUUCAUUAUCAUUAUUCAUGUCAAUAGCUAGAUUGCACUGUGUACAAAUUGGACUGUGUAAAAAUUGGGACUUUGUAUGGGCACUGAUGGCCGUGCAGUUGAGCGCUCCACAAACCAAUCAUCAUCAUCAUUUCUCCAAUCCAAGCUUGUGAUUCUCUUUUAAUGACCUCAACAUUGAUGGGACAUGAAAAACUCAAAUAUUCCUUCCUUCCUUCAUUCAUUUGUUCAUGAUCUGAAGAGAAAGUAUGGUUGUGUUAAAUACCUUUGACAUAACAGAAACAGACAUUACACGAGUAAUUAUGGUGUGGUCCAUAGGGCCAGAAAGGGACAAUAAAUGGCUGAUUAUGGUGUGAUCCAUUUGAAUGACCAUGAAAAGACAGGAGAUGUAAAGCAAUCAAUGGUAAUGUGAAUUGAAGCAUGCGAAGUAAUGAGAACAAACAUUGUUAGAGGAAUAGAACAGUACACAUGGAAAAAUUACAUUGGUAACAAAGUGGCAGCUGACACAUCUAUUUGUUACAUUUUAUUCUGUAAAAGAAACAGUAUGUAGGAAAUAUUUUAAGUCCUUGCAGGCAGAGCUGAGUCUUAUAAUUACUGCUUCAUCUCCCUCAGAUUUCCCCAGUGACUGGGAUCUCUCUCACAAAACCAUCUUAGCAUUCAGGGAAAACUUGGAAAGUGUAAAUGAGCUAUGGCAGUCAUAUAUAUAACAACAGAUGUUCUUACAAGUGCAUUUUGUGUUCCACUGUUGCAGUUCCUCACUUAACGCUGGCAUUGUGUUGAAGAGCAAGUAUUAAGCUUUCUUUUUAUUUUGAAUCUACUUUCCCUGUUUCAUUUGGCUGGAAAUCAAUAACCAUAUUUAAUUAAGAUUUACAAGUGACAUUACAUUUUAAAAAGGUAUUUUGUAACUCAGCUUCUGUUGUUUUCUGUUUGUUAUUAAAGAUAGAUGGCUAGAAGAAUGAAGUCCAGAUUACAGUCUUGGUUUUGGCAUAAUGUGUUUUAUGCUAUACUACAAGCUCACAGGACUCAAUAAAAUGUAAAAUGCUGACAUCCAACCAAUCCCAAAUUAAUUAUGUACUGACUGCUGGUAUGAAAUAGAGGCACAUCACCUCCAGAACAUCGAAGCACUGGAUCAUGUUUAUCAUUUAAGUAAAGCUUGUGAAUGCUGUAUUAUUAUUCCUUCCCUUGCAUUUGUGAACUACAUGUUACAGUAAGAGACAGUUUUUUUCAGUAAGACUGAUUUUUUUUAGGUUGUUUAUUUAGUGGCCAAUUAAAUAUGAAGACUGGGGUGUAUGCAAAAAUGUGACUAUUAUUUCGUAUAUAAUAUUCUUUAAAAAAUUCCAUGCAAUUUUUCCAUUUCCACCAUUAAAUCUUGCCAUAGCAUUAUUAUUCGGUACUCAUAUUUUACAUACCUUGUUCAUUUUGAAAGUCUAUUUGAAACAUCAUCAAUGAUGUUACACAUUGUAGGCUGUACAGAUAUUGUGUCCACACGUAUUUACUGUAGCUCCAGCUCCUUAGCUCCAAGUUGUCUCUGCAAUAUUGGCAACAAAUGAAGUAGAAUGUUUCGCUCCAUUUCUUAGUUUAAGUGCCCUUUCACUGGAGGAAUCUAGAUCCCUAUCAUGGAUGUCAGGGUGUUUUCCUAUUUACAGAACAGAACUGAUGAAAUAGAGUGGCAUUCUAAAUGGUACCAUACCACACCAUUCAGCCUGGUCAUGGUGUUUAUCACAGUUGCCAAAGCUUACCACAAUCAGCAAAUUCAGGUAAUGAAGUCAGGGAUUGUAGACAAUGUGUGUAAAUAGUUCGAAAUAGAUUCUGGCUGUUGGGUGCAUCAGGAAUUCUUUACACUGUGCUUUGCAGUUGGUAAUGUUUGUGUUGUAAAAGCAAAUACUGGGAAGAAGUGCAACCACAAGUGAGAGAUGAGGUGCUAAAACAUAAUAUUUCUAGUCAUAUGAACAUGAAAAUCGCACAGUAGCACAAUGUUUAAUGCCGUAGAACUUCCUCUUUAGUUGUCUGCUGUACUUGGUUCUAAUUUAUGGACAAAAUUGUUUCACAGCUUCAUGUGUGAUUUUUUUUUUUUUUCCGCCAUUGAGUAAGAAUAAUAUGGAAAGGAUUGAUUGAUAGUCACCACAUAGAAGAGGCAUUGAUUUGCAGACAGGCACAAUGCGGAAGGCUACCGAGAUAUUAACACUUUGCCGUAUGGCGACACCACAGUGGCGUUGUGCUCGAAAUAGCGGUCAACAGUGCAUAGUAUCACUCAGUGGUUGGUGGCAGCACUUUAGUAUCUUUGGCAUUCUGUUGGUGUUUUGUUUAGUUAACAAUAAGUUACACAUGUCAACAAGUUUUUGUUUUGUUUUUAUAAGUAUUUGUGCCCUUUCAUCAUGACAGAUGAAAGAGAUGAUACGAUCAUUUACACAAUGAAUGCGCGGAUAUCUUGUCUGACCUUCCGGACAACUUGUCCAAUUUGGAAGAAGACAUUGGAUGUAAAAAAAAUGAAAGUGAAAUGGAAUCAUUGGAAGAUAGUGAAUUACGUCCAAGAAGAAUUCUGCGAAUGCUACAGUUGCCAACUGAUUCGGAUGAAUCAGAUGAAGAAGACAGUGCACAGUGGUCAGACUUUGAUUUACCAAAGACCAAUAAUAAAUUUACUGAGGACCAAUAACGUAUUUCCCAAAGAUACACAGAGCGUCAAGAAUAUCGUAGAAUUAUAUAUUGGGAACCAUCUAUCUGAAUAUAUCAGCAAUGAAACCAACAAGUACUACAGUCUAAACUGCAAUGAAGGAAACUGGAUUUUAAAAAAUGCCAAUUUGUCGAUGUUACGGGACCCAAACUUAGAAAAUUGUUUGGGCUUGUUGUCCUUACAGGAACUGUAAAAAAAUCAAGGAGCAAAGGUUAUUUGUCGAUGAGUCCACUGAUAGACACGCCAAUAUUUUGCAAAAUAAUGUCCCGCAACUGGUUCAGCCAAAUAUUAUCAUUUUUACAUUUUUCUAACUACAGCAAUAAACCGGAUAAUGCCGACUGGCUUUUGAAAGUGCAAUUCAUAAUUGAUUAUUUUUCCAAAAAGUUUAAAUUAACUUGUAAUCUAAGUGUCAAAACAUCUCAAUUGAUGAAGGAAUGAUACCGUGGCAUGGGCAAUUAAAUUUUGAAGUUUACAAUCUGUUGAAAACUAUGAAAUAUGGCAAACUCAUUCGGAUGCUGUGCGAUUCGAGUAAGAGAUACGUUUCCACAUUCAAGAUAUAUUCUGGUGCUGGACAGCCUUCUUAUGGAAAGUGGCAACGCCUUUAUAUGGAUAAAAAAAAAAGUGUGAAAUCUUAUGGGACUUAACUGCUAAGGUCAUCAGUCCCUAAGCUUACACUCUACUUAACCUAAAUUAUCCUAAGGACACACACACACACACACACACACACACACACACACACACACACACACGCCCGAGGGAGGACUCGAACCUCCAUCGGGACCAGCCGCACAGUCCAUGACUGCAGCGCCUUAGACCGCUCGUCUAAUCCCGCGUGGCCUACAUGGAUAAUUACUAUAAUAGUGUAGAACUUGCAGAGAAGUUAUCUGAAAAUAAAAUUCAAUUUCGUGGAAUGAUACGGCAAUAUAGAGAAUUUCCGGAAAAAUUAAAGCACGCAAAUGUCAAUGUGUUUGAAGCUUGUCAUCAACAAAAAGAUGAAGUACUCACACAGGUAUGGAGAGCUUUGAAAACUAAAACGGUAUGAACGUUGUAUGCAGUACAUAAUGCCACUUUGACUGACACUCAAAGAAAAUGCAGAAAAACCAAUUACACAUUAAAAAAAACCUGAAAGUGUACUAGACUACAACAAAUACAUGAAAGGAGUGAAUCGGGCAGACCAAUAUUUGAGUUAUUACCUUUUAUACAGAAAAACUAUAAAAAUGGUCAAAAAUGUUUUGUAUAUACCUCUUUAAUUGCAAAUUAUUUAAUGCAUUCUGUACACAUCAAUAUUUCAGUACUUAUUGAAAGUGUCUGAUUCGUGGAUAAAAGACCAUGUACCUGCUUCUGAGCAAAACUUGGAGGUUGCCACUACAUAACAUAUGUCUCAUCAUGAUCUGGUUGACAGACUUUCCGGUCACAUAAAGAAACACUAGCUAAUACUUAUUUCCGAAACAAGUAAACAAAAAUGAAGAAAUUGCCAUGUACAUUCAAAAAUAAAAAAAAGAACAACAAACUUAAUGUGCAAGGCUGCUAGAGUUGUGUUACAUCUUGGAGACUGUUUUUCUGCAUAUCAUAUGAAAGAGAAAUACGAAGUACUAAAGACAGUGCAAAUAAAUAAAUAUAUGAAACAAACAAAUUUUGUAUUUAUUUAAGUAUGUAUAUCUUCGAAAUUUCAUGAAAGUAGGGGAACAUGAUUGAGAGCUUAUGAGAACUAACGAUGGGAUUAGUAAAACUUAACAAUUUAUAAUCUCCCAAUAAUGUCAAGAACGGCCGGUGUCAAGCCAAGUAAUUGGAAUCACCACUAUCAGCACCAAGUGAAUAGAUUUGUAUAAGAUGUGCGGAUGGCAAAGUGCUAAACUUUCAGACAAGUUCUUCUUCCGAACUUUCCCUCAGUUACCCGCAUUUCCUGCCAACUGUCCAGUGUCUGAAUUCUUAUAUGCUUCCAUUGCUGCUUCAGAAUCCCCUUCUUGCUGCCUGCCCCCCUUUUGUCUCAUUCCUCUCUCUUUGUCCAUUUUAUUCUCCCCUCUCUCAGUUUUCUAUAUUCUUCAUAAUCUUUUCUGCUGUCCUUUAUUUUUUCAAGUGUUUGAAAACUCUUCAUGGCAACAUGAUCAAGUCAGGUUAAUUCUAUUUCAUGCAUAGAAAACAUGUAAGUUGUGUUGAGCACACCCUAUAUAGAGUUGUUGAUUUAGUUUUUAAUGUAAAAAAAAAAAAAAAAAAGGAAAAACCAACACAAAA
Molecule: messenger RNA, 7720 nt
Organism: Schistocerca cancellata (South American locust)
Lineage: Eukaryota; Metazoa; Arthropoda; Insecta; Orthoptera; Acrididae
Product: vesicular glutamate transporter 1-like
Exons: 10
Coding region: 247-1788 (513 amino acids)
Biological process (GO): monoatomic anion transport; transmembrane transport
Cellular component (GO): plasma membrane
Molecular function (GO): transmembrane transporter activity
Source: RefSeq, a predicted model, not a curated record